CUUCAUCCAUUAAAAGUGUGCUCAUUUACUACAAAAUUCAAGGUUGAAGAAGGAACACUGAGCUUAGACGUURAAAAAUGGAUUUCUGGUCGGCAGCGKUUACACUUGCUUUUGUCCUAUUUAUGAUUUUCCAGUACAGCGUCAGCUACUACAAUCGCGAAGCAGGACUCCUUUUCGAUUCCUACCCGAAGCAAAAACUCUCUCUUCCAAACGACUUGGAAGGCGUUAAGCYUAACAUGUCAUUUAGUGUUAAAGACCAGAUGGACUGUGUAUUUGCGUGUAUCAAUGUUCCGUGGUGCCGUUCGGUGAAUUUCCAGACGAUGCCCCUWAAAAGCGGUCUUUACUUCUGCCAGCUUUUAUCGUCGGAUCAAUUUACACGCAGGGUCUACUUGAAGAAGAAUAAAUUGUAUCGCCAUUACAGUGUCAAGAAUGCAUGCCAGGAAAAACCAUGUGGUAUUGAUGCCGGUGAAUGUAUUCUUCAAGACAACAGACAGGAAUACCAAUGUAUUUGCAAAGACGGAUUCUAUGGACAAAAUUGUGAGACAGAUUUGGUUAAAGUUACAAGCUCUUCAAGUAAUUGUAGCUACUCAAGCUCUGGUAGAAAUGGAACGAUACAAUCACCAGGAUAUCCUGACUUGUACCCUAACAAUUUCAAGUGUAACUGGACCUUUCAAACGCUUGAACCUAACGGAAAAAUAAAAAUAACGUUUGACACGUUCAAAUUAGAAAACASUAAAUAUCAUGACCUAGUCGAUAUUUAUGACGGAUCGUCGUCUUCUGCUACUAGAAUCGGUCGAUACCACGAAAGAAACAAACCACGAACCAUCUCAAGUACUUCCUCGCACCUUUUCAUUACAUUCACCACUGAUGGCUCAGUCCAAGAAAAAGGUUUCAUUGCAAGGUAUCGGGGAUUUACCUCAUAGGCAAUSUGCAGYGACGCCAUUUUGUACAGCAAAGCAUGAUGGUAGUUGUAAUUUCUUUACAAUUUUUAAAAUGAUUUGGCAAAACCCGUUUUCGUUUGCAACGCCUUGCUUAUACCAAUUUUGACAACUUCAAAACAGCUGUUAUUAACAGUUUUGUCAUUUACUUGAUAUUAGCAUAUGAUCAUAGUUAGUAUGAUAUGAUGAAAGGUAUUUAUCCUAGAUAACAAUACUUUUGAUUAAUGGUAAAAUCAUUCAUAAAUAUCUAAUAAACUGAUGCAAGCCAGAGGCGAAUCCAGCAUUUUAUAAGGAGGUGCCUUUGUCAGUAAUAUAUGGCUAAAAACUAAGUCUAGCAGAUGGAACUGAUCAUUUUUGUUAGCUGCGUAUUGUCUAGAGGAAGAAAAUUAUGCACAACUUUGACCGGAAGCAAAUUGACUUUUAUUGCACCRUAUUUUUGACUACACUACUAAAUAAAUUGUUAAGCAGCAUAGUGGUAGACACAUAUGUUGUGUAUUCUCUGUAUAGACAACACUACAGAAACGUUUAUACUGAUAUAAAUUAGGUCGUCCAAAAAAAGUCCAAAAUGAUAGGWAACAGAAAACAACUUUUUUGUAUAUUUCAAACAAUUCCUUGUAKGUAGUGACUAUUACAGGUUUAAGGUUUUAUUUGUUCAGGCUAAAUUUAUUUGUAUAGUACAUUCAGGUCUGUACUGCUCUCGACCAAAGAAUAAGUAUUAUUUUGCUGAAUGUAAAACUUUGGACAGUAAACACAGGUAGCCCAAGCUAAGCAUUUGUGUUGCUUAUAUUACCGUCUGGUGAAGAUAGAGGGAACAGUCAUAAAUCUCUCAAUCUUGCCGCAAAAAAUGACCUUUAACUUCACAGAAACGUAAAGAAAAACACAACAAACAAAGAGUGRUCAUUUU
Exaiptasia diaphana is the source of this 1842-nucleotide messenger RNA. Its product is annotated as tolloid-like protein 2. NCBI's taxonomy places the organism in Eukaryota, Metazoa, Cnidaria, Anthozoa, Actiniaria, Aiptasiidae. The transcript has 3 exons. The record is from RefSeq and is a predicted model, not a curated record. Bases 78 to 923 code for a protein of 281 amino acids.